UAUUCGAUCUCUUUUUUGUAUACAAAUAGUAUACUACGGAUAGACCAAAAAAAUGUGAAAAAAAUAAAAAUAUUUUGUUUUUUCAGCAUUAAAUUGGUAAAAUUUAAACGAUUUGACACGCCGUUGGUUGCCCGUGAUUAUUACUUGCAGCAGAAAGAAGGGAACUUGGCUAAAUUACUUAAAAAAGUUUUAAAAAAACAAAUAAGUGAAGGUGAAGAACUCGCUGUUGGCGAUACGAAGUUGGGAAAUAUAAUCAAAGAGAAAUUAAAUAUACCUUGCGUUUCCAAUGCAGCUACGACAGAAUUAAUGCGAGGAAUCAGAAGUCAUAUCGAUAGUUUGCUUGAUGAGCAUAAAGAUGAACUAGCAAACAUGAGAUUGGCCUUAGCUCAUUCAUUAGGCCGAUAUCAGGUGAAGUUCAAUCCUGAUAAAAUUGAUACGAUGAUAAUACAAGGAAUUUCUCUUUUAGAUGAUCUUGAUAAGGAAUUAAACAAUUAUAUAAUGAGAUGUCGGGAGUGGUAUGGCUGGCAUUUUCCUGAGCUUAGCAAAAUAAUUUCAGAUCCUAUUCUAUAUGUGAAAACAGUACGAGCAAUUGGUAUAAAACAAAACGCUAUUAAUAUUGAUAUGAGUGAAUUUUUGUCGCCUGAUUUGGAAGCGAAGAUUAAAUCGGAAGCAGAAAUUAGUAUGGGUACAAUGAUUUCGGAUUCAGAUAUGAAUUGCAUUCAGUAUUUAUGUGAACAAAUUUUGGAUUUAUCUGAUUAUCGAGCGCAACUUUCACAAUAUUUAAAAGAACGUAUGGCUACGUUAGCACCGAAUUUAACUGCACUUCUUGGUGAAUUGGUUGGUGCGCGUUUAAUUUCACACGCUGGAUCAUUGGUAACGUUAGCGAAGUACCCUGCUUCAACUGUACAGAUUUUGGGUGCAGAGAAAGCUUUAUUUCGAGCUCUUAAGACCAAAAAAGAUACUCCAAAAUAUGGCCUAAUUUACCAUGCUCAAAUUGUUGGUCAAGCCAGUACUAAAAUGAAAGGAAAGAUGGCUCGCAAGUUGUCAGCAAAAGUUUCAUUAGCUUCCCGAAUUGAUGCUUUGGCAGAUGAGUCAAAGGGUGCAAGUAUGGGGAUCGAGGCUCGGGCGUACUUGGAGCGUGUUAGUAGACAAGGUCAAGAACCUCGAAGAAUUUCUGGCGUAUCUACGAAGCACGAUAAAUAUAGGUUUAAAAGGUUCGCCGCUCAUGAUAAAAAAUUCGCUUUUUACUCUUGGAUAAUUUCUAAUUGA
Molecule: messenger RNA, 1269 nt
Organism: Dracunculus medinensis (Guinea worm)
Lineage: Eukaryota; Metazoa; Nematoda; Chromadorea; Rhabditida; Dracunculidae
Source: the annotation of a GenBank genome assembly